Populus euphratica (Euphrates poplar) is the source of this 1014-nucleotide messenger RNA. RefSeq names its product dehydration-responsive element-binding protein 1J-like. Gene Ontology annotation, biological process: regulation of DNA-templated transcription. The transcript has a single exon. NCBI's taxonomy places the organism in Eukaryota, Viridiplantae, Streptophyta, Magnoliopsida, Malpighiales, Salicaceae. Bases 1 to 1014 code for a protein of 337 amino acids. Gene Ontology annotation, molecular function: DNA binding; DNA-binding transcription factor activity. The record is from RefSeq and is a predicted model, not a curated record.
AUGGGAGCACCAACAGGUGAUGGUUCGCGAGGCAGAAGGAAGUCAUCAUCAAGGGGACACCACAGGUUUGUUGGGGUUAGGCAGAGGCCAUCAGGGAGAUGGGUGGCAGAGAUUAAGGACUCGUUGCAAAAGGUUAGACUCUGGCUUGGAACUUUUGAUACCGCUGAGGAUGCUGCAAGAGCAUAUGAUGAUGCGGCUAGAGCGUUACGCGGUGCUAAUGCGCGUACAAACUUUGAAUUGCCUCAGCCUGCACCAAAUUCCGGCGCUGGCCGUCGCAGUCUUAUAGAAGUUGAGCCUUUCUCAUUUGAGGAGGUUUGCGGGACGGGAAGUGAAGCGGGAGGGAUUCUUGGUGCCCUCAAAGCCAAGCUGCUUGAUGGCAAGGGAUUGCAGGAGCUUCCGUCUGCUGCUCGUUUUUCAAGUGUGCAGCCUAACUUGGCUGCGAAUACUUCUCACAAAAACAAUUAUAAGAGAGAUCUGGCAUCGACAGGCUCUAUUCCUCGCGGAGCUGGAACUCUAAAUGCUAUCCAGGAUCCUUGUACUUUAGGAUCUCGUAAGAUUGACCUUGUCUUAGAUCAUGAUCAUGGUGACAUGAUGGCUGGUCAUGUUGCGGCUGGCCUGUGGAAUCAACUAUGUCAUGGUACUACAGCAACAACAAACUUGGAAUGGCCCAGUGAACCAGCACCAAAUGAAGUCGCCUGGGCCACGCAGAUGAACCAUAUUUCUGAUCAGGCCGCUAUGUUUGCCAGUAGUACUUCAAUUACUACUUCUGCAUGGCCACUUUCUGCGACAGCUCAACCAUGUGUUGAUUUGAUGUAUUCGAAUCCGUGCGCCAUUGAGAUGCCUAUGAACAAGAUUAGUCGAAUUAUUACAACAAACGUGCCAACAUCGCAAAUUGAUGGAUGUAUUUGGACCACUGAGCAACAAUUCCUGCACUGUGAUAAUAGUGGCUGGACUGGUGGUAAUAGCACUUGGGAUCCGUUUCUCUUGUAUCCUCAUUCCUCAGCGUUAGGGUGA